Monopterus albus (swamp eel) is the source of this 2840-nucleotide messenger RNA. RefSeq names its product asteroid homolog 1b (gene aste1b). Lineage: Eukaryota; Metazoa; Chordata; Actinopteri; Synbranchiformes; Synbranchidae. The record is from RefSeq and is a predicted model, not a curated record. The coding region runs from base 97 to 2346 and encodes 749 amino acids. The transcript is spliced from 7 exons.
AUAGACCACUGGCUAGCGCACUCGCUAGCUUUUGUGUUCUCGCUUUCUCUCGCGAGACACAUCGCAAUUGUCACAAUUCAGCAUAAAGGCCCUGAGAUGGGCGUCCAGGGUCUGACCACCUAUGUGGAGGGGAACAGAAACUUCUUCCAAGAUGUGAAGUUCAGGGACAGCUACCUGGUUAUUGAUGGCUGCAGCCUGUAUUUCCGCCUCUAUUUUAACCACGGUUUGGACCAGCAGCAUGGAGGAGACUAUGAUGCUUUCGCCUCUCUGCUUACUCAGUUCUUCGAUGCAUUGUCAGCUUGUGGCAUCCAGCCAUACGUGGUUCUGGAUGGAGGGAUGGACCCCAGUGACAAGAAGUUUUCCACUCUGCGGCAGCGUCUACAAUCCAAGAUAAGGGAGGCAGACAGUAUAUCUCAUGGCCGCAAUGGCUCUGUUCUCCCUAUUCUCACAAGAGAGGUCUUCAUUCAGGUCCUCAUCCAGAGAAACGUCCCACUGGUUCAGUGUCCAGCUGAGGCUGACUGGGAGAUUGCAUGUUUGGCUCGCCAGUGGAACUGCCCAGUUUUGACCAAUGACAGUGAUUUUUAUAUCUUUGACCUACCAGGUGGUUACCUGCCACUCAGUUUUUUUCAGUGGACCAACCUUAAUGGUAAAGCCUCUAACCGCUACAUUUCUGCUCGGUGCUACACCACUAACAGUCUUUGUCGCUGGUUUGGGGGCAUGAACCAAGAGUUGCUACCUUUAUGUGCUGUCCUGACUGGUAAUGACUAUGGUACUCCAAAAGAUGCUGAAACACUUCUUGCCCUGAUAGAUGUGAGUGGAGGAGGUGGGAGGGGUAGAGGUAGAGCAUCCACCAACCGCAUCGAGAGGCUACUUCUCUGGCUGUCCUGUUUUCAAAGCCCGGUAGAGGCCCUGGAGGAAGUGAACAGGCUAAUGGGGGAGGAAGGCGGUAGAGGUAAGAGAGGACAGAAGGGUGGGCUCAGUUCACAGCUGUGGGAAGCUAUGCAAGACUACAUCAUCACCUCUCAAAGCUCUCUUGCUCAGUGGUUCUCUGGGGGUAAGGCAGCUGUAGGAAGGCAGACCUCUGGCCUUGCACAGAUACCAGAGUGCCUUUCACAGGCUGCAGCACGAGGGAUGUUGUCUCCCUCUGUUGUAGAUGCCCUGGUGAUGCGCAGGGUUCUGCUCCUGCCACAAGUGGAGAACAGCAGGCUAGGCAGCAGCCACUGUAGUGCCAGAGCUAUACGUCAGGCUAUAUAUGGGAUAUUACUGCACAGAGGCCUGCCAGGUGGUGCUAGCCAAGCACAGGAUAUGAGGGUACAAGGAAAGAUCAACCAGGGAGUGAGAGGUGGGAGAGGGCGAGGGGGUAGGGGAUGGGGAGGCAGUCAGAGUGGUGGAGGUUGGGAUCAGGGCAUAAUUUUUUCCACACAGCAGGGUGUAAAUGUAGGAUUUAGCAUUAAUCAAGAAGCUGAUGCAACUAGAGUGCAGGCUCAGGGCUGUAUUGCCCCCAUUUAUGUGGAGGAGUAUGACCGUCAGGACCUGAAUCUGAAGAAAAAUCCAGUGGAGGCACAUCCCAUUAGAACCCCUAUUUGUCUGGAUACACUUGGACAGGCUCCUGUGGCAGUUCGUCUUGGCGCCCUGUUAGAGGUCUUGGGGGUGAACGAGUCUGUCCUGGCUCCUGUUCCUCUCCACCUGAGGCUGGCUGUUGCAGUGACAGGCUUCUGGCUUCGAGAGGCCAUACCAACACCCUCUCAGCACCAGCUCCAGGCUGUGCUACUGGGCAUAGUUUAUGGAGAGCUGUCCGGGAACAACCAGCCUGGAGCUACCCACUACCAACAUGCUGUCCCACAGUUAAACUGGGCCACAGAGCACAGUGUGUGGACAGGGCUGGAUCGACAACGUCUGAGGCCAGGGGAGAGAAGGGGCUUGGACAUCGGAGCAGCUCACAGUUUCAGCCAAUGGCAGGCCUGCCUCUGGAGUGCGCUCUGUCUCAAUCAGCUACUGCUGCUGCCACUGCCUGUUCCCCACCUGUCAUGUUUGUUCAGUGGAACAUUGCUGCACGGCCUUCUCAGGUAUUUAAACGGGGGCCAAGCUGCUGAAUCCCUCCUAACCAGGGGUUCCUUGUCUGGACAACUCUACUCACCACUCCUGGAUGCUGUGAGGAAUUGCAGCACCAAAGCCAAUCCCGCCUCUUCAGCAGCAGGGAGGAAGAAGAGAGGAGGAGGCCGGGGAAGGAGAGGAAGAAGGGGAGGUGGGAGAGGAGCGAGUGGAUGGAGUCAAGAAACUGAGGAGAUAACCAACAGGUUUGCUCUCCUGAUGAGCGACCAAGACUAUGAUUAUUAUUAUUGGUGAGGAUGCAGAGAAAAAUGUAAAGAUUGAUCGGAGAGACUUGUUAGGGACCAAAUGGGGAAGGUUUAAAAGCCAUGCUCAGGGAAUGCUAAAAAAUAGCCAUAGUCAUGUGAUGAAUGACACCUCUUAAUAUUUACCACUAUGCUUCCACCUCUAUAAGUGGACUGCACUAACGCAGCCUUCCUCAGUAAUAUCUGAUUUUUAUGAUCCAAUCUGCUGCCUUCUCAAAUCAUGUGAUCUCAAGAUAAGAGUAAGAGUAAUGCACACUCUUGCCAUUUUAUAACAGCUUUAUGAGUAUUAUCACUGUAAUUAAUGCAGAUGCUUCCAGUCUUUCAGUGUUUUAUUCAGCCAAGUCAAAAUAAGAUUAGAAAAUGAAUGAACUAGUCCUAUUUCUUCACUGACCAAAAAGUUGCAUGGCAGCUAAUGUCAUCUUAAUAAGAAAUGUACAACAUUUCAUGUAAUUUUAUGACAGAUAUUGAUGAAUCUGGUGCUCUUGU